AUGCUUUCUCUUUUUGUCACAGCGGAAAAGACAGUUUGCGAACAUAGGCAAAUGACAAUUGACUGCAGAGGGUUAGACAUCAAUAUAUUGAGCGCAUCCUAUGGCCGCACCCAACGAGGUGUCUGUGAUCGAGGGGGAAGCACAAACUGCCAUGCUGGUAGCUCCAUGAGCGUCGCUAGAUACGAAUGUCAAGGACAGACGAGAUGUACUCUGUACGCGAAGAACCAAGCGUUUGGUGACCCCUGUGUUGGAACCUUCAAACAUCUAAAGGUGAGUUCACCUUAAGGAAGGACAACUUAAGACUCCAGUUCUUAUGUUGCAAGUAAUAGCCAAUAUAAUUUUCACAAGUGAAAUUCAAACGAUAUGAAUCACUUCAAUACUUGCUUCCAGAGAUUAAUGUUAUUUCCUUUUUGCGACUGUGAAACUGUUUAGUUCAUGGUACUUUGAUACAAGUGACCUAAUUAGCCUGAUCACUGAUUGGUUACCAGCCAGCCAAUCGCGACUCAACCACGGGCAGUUUCCGAAUAAUCGUUUCAGGACAUUGAUCUUUAUCCAGAUCUUUUACUAAAAUCAAACUCGUUCUAUUCUGGUAAAAUUUGUAAAAAUAACAUGUUCCUAUUUCAACACAUAGGUGAAGUACGAAUGUGUGGAAAAAACUGUUCUCGUUCGCAUCUGCGAAGGAAGGUCACAGCUGAUUUCGUGCCCCGCUCAGAAGAAAAUCGACAUCACGUCGGCGAACUACGGUCGUUUAACUGGUCCGCAUCUUUGUCCGGGACCAGUUAAAACCGAAAACUGUGGAGCCGCAGGGUCGAUUGAUAUAGUGAGGAGCAAGUGCCAGGGAAAGCAAAGCUGCUUUUUGCAGGCAACAAACGGCCAGUUUGGCGAUCCUUGCGUUGGGACAAAGAAGUAUUUGGAGGUGAUUAUAGUUCAGAUCUUUUACCAAAAUCAAACUCGUUCUGUUUCGGUAAAAUUUGUAAAAAUAACAUGUUCCUAUUUCAAUACACAGGUGAAGUACGAAUGUGUGGAAAAAACUGUUCUCGUGCACAUCUGCGAAGGAAGGUCACAGCGGAUUUCGUGCCCCGCUUCGGAGAAAAUCGAUAUCACGUCGGCGAACUACGGUCGUUUAACUGGUCGGCAUCUCUGUCCAGGACCAGUUAAAACCACAAACUGUAGAGCCGCAGGGUCGAUUGAUAUAGUGAGGAACAAGUGCCAGGGAAAGCAAAGCUGCUUUUUGCAGGCAACAAAUGGCCAGUUUGGCGAUCCUUGCGUUGGGACAAAGAAGUAUUUGGAGGUGAUUAUGGGUCAGAUCUUUUACAAAAAUCAAACUCGUUCUGUUUCGGUGAAAUUUGUAGAUUUAACAUGCUCCUAUUUCAAUACACAGGUGAAGUACGAAUGUGUAGAAAAAACUGUUCUCGUUCGUAUCUGCGAAGGAAGGUCACAGCAGAUUUCGUGCCCCGCUUCGAAGAAAAUCGAUAUCACGUCGGCGAACUACGGUCGUUUAACUGGUCCGCCUCUCUGUCCGGGACCAGUUAAAACCACAAACUGUAGAGCCGCAGGGUCGAUUAACAUAGUGAGGAACAAGUGCCAGGGAAAGCAAAGCUGCUUUUUGCAGGCAACAAACGGCCAGUUUGGCGAUCCUUGCGUUGGGACAAAGAAGUAUUUGGAGGUGAUUAUGGGUCAGAUCUUUUACCAAAAUCAAACUUGUUCUGUUUCGGUAAAAUUUGUAAAAAUAACAUGUUUCUAUUUCAAUACAUAGGUGAAGUACGAAUGUGUGGAAAAAAACUGUUCUCGCGCACAUCUGCGAAGGAAGGUCACAGCAGAUUUCGUGCCCUGCUCCGAAGGAAAUCGAUAUCAUGUCGGCGAACUACGGUCGUUUAACUGGUCGGCAUCUUUGUCCGGGACCAGUUAAAACCACAAACUGUAGAGCCGCAGGGUCGAUUGAUAUAGUGAGGAACAAGUGCCAGGGAAAGCAAAGCUGCUUUUUGCAGGCAACAAACGGCCAGUUUGGCGAUCCUUGCGUUGGGACAAGGAAGUAUUUGGAGGUGAUUAUGGUUUAGAUCUUUUACCAAAAUCAAACUCGUUGUUUCGGUAAAAUUUGUAAAAAUAACAUGUCCCUAUUUCAAUACAUAGGUGAAGUACGAAUGUGUGGAAAAAACUGUACUCGUGCACAUCUGCGAAGGAAGGUCACAGCAUAUUUCGUGCCCCGCUCCGAAGAAAAUUGAUAUCAGGUCGGCGAACUACGGUCGUUUAACUGGUCCGCCUCUCUGUCCGGGACCAGUUAAAACCACAAACUGUGGAGCCGCGGGGUCGAUUGAUAUAGUGAAGAGCAAGUGCCAGGGAAAGCAAAGCUGCUUUUUGCAGGCAACAAAUGGCCAGUUUGGCGAUCCUUGCGUUGGGACAAGGAAGUAUUUGGAGGUGAUU
Pocillopora meandrina is the source of this 2421-nucleotide messenger RNA. NCBI's taxonomy places the organism in Eukaryota, Metazoa, Cnidaria, Anthozoa, Scleractinia, Pocilloporidae. The record is from the annotation of a GenBank genome assembly.